AUAAAAUAAAAAUGGUGGAUUUUAUUCAUUGACCCAACCAGAAAAUCAAAUGGAAAGCGAAAAUUAUUGUAGGAAAAGGCGUUUUUUCUUCGUAGACCAAACUUCACAUGAAAAUUUCAAUCUCGACCGUUAAUUUUAUUCCAAAGUGAUCUUAUUUUAUUAUUUAAUCAGUUCAGACGGUUAAAUCUAUCUUUUUUUUUUUUUAAUUCAAGAAGAUAACAUUGAAUCGCGUUAAUGGGACAGUAAACAUCCAUGAAUGGUCCAAAGUAAACGUUUACUGAGAAAAAAAAAACAUUUUUCAAAAGUAAAGCUUGUUUCUUUUUGUUUUGAAACUUGCGAAAUCUUCAUCAAAAUUUCUUUAAUUUUCUGGGUGUUUUUAAGGUAAUUCAAGAGAUGGGUUCAUAUUGUUUUAAUCUUUUUGAUUGAUUUUUGAUAGCCUUGAUUUUGAAGUAAAGAAAGAAGAAGAAGAAGAAGAAGACUUAUGGGGUGGCUUCCUUGUUCUGGGAAAUCAAAUACUAAAGCUAAUAAAUCCAAGAAAAAGAAAAAAAUGGAAGAGAUGGCACUUGAUCGGCUCAAACCCACUUCAGAAAAAUCGAAAACAGAUUCAUCGUCAAGUGGGGAGACGUCAAACAGAGGAGGAAGUGAACAUAUUGCUGCACAGACUUUUCCGUUUCGUGAAUUGGCAAUGGCAACUAAGAAUUUUAGUUCAGAGUGCCUUUUGGGAGAAGGAGGUUUUGGUCGAGUGUACAAAGGGCGUUUGGAGAGCAGAAAUCAGAUUGUUGCUAUAAAGCAACUUGAUAGAAAUGGGUUGCAAGGAAACAGGGAAUUCCUUGUUGAGGUUCUAAUGCUAAGCCUUCUUCAUCAUCCAAACCUUGUUAAUCUCACUGGAUACUGUGCUGAUGGAGAUCAAAGGCUUCUGGUUUAUGAAUAUAUGCCUUUAGGUUCUCUUGAAGACCAUUUACAUGACAUUUCACCUAGUAAGAAAAGACUUGAUUGGAGUACAAGAAUGAAAAUAGCUGCUGGGGCUGCAAAGGGAUUGGAGUAUUUGCAUGAUAAAGCAAGUCCCCCAGUUAUAUACAGAGAUUUGAAAUGCUCCAACAUUUUACUUGGAGAAGGGUAUUUUCCCAAGCUAUCUGAUUUUGGCUUGGCCAAGCUUGGACCUGUUGGAGAUAACACCCAUGUAUCUACAAGGGUUAUGGGAACUUAUGGAUAUUGUGCCCCGGAGUAUGCAAUGACUGGUCAGUUAACUGUGAAAUCCGAUGUUUAUAGCUUUGGAGUUGUUCUUCUAGAAAUCAUAACCGGGAGGAAAGCCAUUGAUAAUUCUAAAGCUGCUGGGGAACAGAAUCUAGUUGCAUGGGCAAGGCCAUUAUUCAAAGACAGAAAAAUGUUCUCUCAAAUGGCUGAUCCAAUGCUUCAAGGUCAAUAUCCUCCAAGGGGUUUAUUCCAAGCACUUGCAGUGGCAGCAAUGUGUGUUCAAGAGCAACCAAAUAUGAGACCUCUCAUUGCUGAUGUAGUCACAGCUUUGACUUACCUUGCUUCUCAAAAAUUCAAACCAGAUACACAGCCAAUACAAGGUUCUCGCUUGAUGCCUGGUACUCCACCUCGGACAAAGAGAGACAGAGAUAAGAAGCUUAAUGGUGGCAACAGUUCCGAAAGGGAUCGGACAAGGAGGUUAAGUUGAUACCGGCUGAGGUUCAUCAUCACCAUCUGGGUCUUCUUUGGAUCUUCCAACUGUUGAUAGAUGCUGGUAUGUUAUUAAAUUGUGUUUGAUAGAUGCUGGUAUGUUAUUAAAUUGUGUCAUCUUUUAAUGUACAUGAAAUCACAAGGCCUGCAAAACGCAUGCCAUAUUAUCAAAUUUUGCUUAAUUAUUAUGAAGCAAAAGGCACAAUUAUAUAAA
Messenger RNA from Gossypium arboreum, 1897 nucleotides. Its product is annotated as probable serine/threonine-protein kinase PBL7. The record is from RefSeq and is a predicted model, not a curated record. Gene Ontology annotation, biological process: protein phosphorylation. Lineage: Eukaryota; Viridiplantae; Streptophyta; Magnoliopsida; Malvales; Malvaceae. Gene Ontology annotation, molecular function: ATP binding; protein kinase activity. The transcript has 5 exons. The coding region runs from base 482 to 1681 and encodes 399 amino acids.